UCAUGCACAAACAUGAGGAGCUGAAGUGGGUGAUGUGUCGGCUGCAGUAUCCACAGGCUGCCUGCUGUGGUUAUGAGGCGGUCUGAAAGAGUCUGGAGUCAAAUUCCUGAACACGUAGGAGCUCCUCACGUUGAUCCAACACGACGACGCACGACGCAGGGGCGCAACGAAUAACGGACUGCUGAUCAACACAUCGAUGACACACAGAUUUAUCCCGGCUAUUACUUCUGCCAUCACAGCAACACUGAAGGAUGUUUUUUUUUUUUUCUUCCGGACUUUUCUUCUCCCACCAGGAACAUGACAUGAACACAAGCUUUGCUCUCCACACCGUCUGUUCAUGCGCAACUGGACCCACUUGUUUGCCGCAGAGGAGAAAUGUAAGAAUCUGAAGUACAGGCAUCAAUACUUGUGUCAGGAAAUGUUUAUUAUGGACAAAGGAGCGCGUGUAGAAAGCCGGUUUCACACGUUAGUCUGACGCGCGGUGGAAAAAUAACAGUCUGUGUUCACUUUUCCACAACGGAAAUGAGAUCAGUCCCACUGCCUGGCUCCACUUCUUCUAAAACAUGGUCGAUAUAACUCCAUGAAGACCCGGGAUCUGACACUACUUGAUUUGUGGACACUGGCAGCUUGUUGUUAAUGGAAAGAUGUUUGCUGGACUGAUGGGGCUGGAAUGUCACAGCAACUCUCUGCUUCACCACUGCGAAGCCAUGGAAGGUGGUGGCAGAGCAUCAGGGACAGCUGGCAGCUCCGGUCGUAAGAGGCUCCACAGAAGACCAGGGUACAUGAGAGGAGAGCAGUCCAGACUACAGAGCACUACCCAUGGGCAAGAGGAGGAGGAGGAAGACGAGGAGGAGGAGGAGGGGAGAACCACUUGCAUAAGAAAUGGAAAGUCUGGACGUCACACUGACAUCACUGAAGCAACCAGCGCUCAGAGGAUGAGUUUAACGCCUGCUGUCAAACUAUCCCUGAUAACUCAGCAACAGCCUGACAAACUCGCAUGUAGCUCUUGGAAGAGUAAGACUUUUCUCUGCUCUGUUACCCGUCCUCUUACCCCUGUGGACUGCAACCCCAUUAAUGGUGCAUCCAGCCACUAUGGUCCGUCCUCUCCACCACAGAAAGAACUUAUCUUAAGCCCAAGCCAGUCCUCACCACAGGACUCUUUUAACUCAAGUUUCAGUUUCAUCCAGCAGUCUCUCAACUCCAUCCAAAGGACAGACACAACCACUGUCCCACCAUCCCGAGAACCAGAACCACUGAAUCAGUUGACUAAAGCACAUAGUUUGCCUCAAACAAAACCAGCAACCUUGUCCAUUGAGCACAGUAUCUCAAAGCAUUCAACUCCUGCCCAGACACUGCCCUCAUCUGCCCCAGGCAGCCAGGCGGACAGAGAGGAGCUGCCAUUAGGUGGGAGGUUUUGGCGGGAAUGUUUGUGGGGUGGCAGGGAGGUCACGUCGGACCUGCCUGACUCUGACUCUGUGGAUAUAGAGAUCACAUCCUCACUGUCUGUGGACUCAGACACCGCCUCCGCCUCUUCCGUCACCUCCGGCUACGAGAGUGCAACGCCUGCCUCCGAACACGGCUGGGACAGCCUAGUGAAGAAGUACGAGGGCGUGCUGCAGGACUGCCUCCAAAACAACCGCACUCACACGAAGAUUGAGUCCAUGAUGUUGAAGCUGCAGAGACUCCAGCAGAAAGCCAUUUUGGAUGACGACUAUGACGCAGCUGAGCGUUUUGGUAAAAAGUUGGAGGAGCUGUGCAGGGAGCGUGGUGCACUGAAGCUGGGUUUACCCUCCAGACAGCCCAGCGUGGCUCUGUUCCUCGAGCAGCUCAGUCAGGUGGUGCACAGUGCCCUCCAGAGGGCGGACUGCGGUCAGUGCAGGGAGUGUGUUGAGCCCGAUGCAGGGGAGCGGUGCGACUCAUUGCAGGGUCCACUGCAUCGAAGAGAUCGUCUGAUUCAAGAGAAGCGGCUGGUGGAGGAGGAGAUAGGAGAGCUUCAGCAGAGGCUGAUGGAGUUGAAGGACCGCAGUCGUUGCUUGGAGCAGCAGAUCCAGCAGGAGGAGCAGCAGGUGGAGGCUGAGGAGCUGGAGGGCUCUGUUCUGCGGAGCUGCACCGUGGCCCAGCUCCGGGACAUGAGCCGAACCUUGCAGGACCUCGUCACCUCUGAAAACCGCACGCAGAUCUCCAUCUCUUCUCCGCCCUCCAUGCUGAGACUCCAGGAACAGGAGCAGGCGUUGAACCUGUCCAUCAAGGAAGCAACUACUAAAGUGGUCAUGAGUCAGAGGCUGGGCAGCAGCCUGAGGAGGAAAGUCAGCGAGACUGAGACCCAGCUUUUAGCACUGCAUGAGGCCAAGCUGGCAGCCAUCUCAGGUAAUGACUUCAGCAGUGCCAAGGAGCUGAAGGCAGAGAUGAAGGCGGUGUACCUGGAGCGGGACCGGCUGGAGGCUUUGGCCAAGAGGCUGAACAGUCUCAGCUCGGGGAGCAGCCAGGAGCUGGCCAGGAUGAAGGAGCAGCGGCAGCAGCUCAGGCAGGAGCUGGAGCAGAAGGAGGCUCAGCACGAAAGCUGUCUGAAGGAGAACACUACAAAGUAUGUCAAGUUAUUGGAGGACAGAUUGCACAGCUGUGGCUGUCCAGGCCUGGAGCGGAUCUGGGAAGCCGACCUGGAAGCAUGUCACCUAUUCCUGCGGGGCCUCCAGUUACGGACUCCCAGCUGCAGUGGAACCGACAUCGAAGACCUCCCCACUGCAAUGGCUUAUCUUCCAACACAGCCGUGCACCAAAGAAGAAGAAGACUGUGCUAUGCUGACUGCGUUAGGAGGGCGCUGGUGUCCUGAGGCAAACUUACAGAACUCAGAGUUCACUAAGAAAUUGGAGGAGUUUUUGUUCUGCAUGGAGGAAAAUCACCCGGAGGACGGGUGCAGCGAGGCUGAGGCUGCAGACCUGACGGAGCGCUGCGAGCUGAUCAGUGACAGACUAAUGACCUUGGAAGAUGAAUUACAGACGGCUAUACUGAACCGGGAUCAGGCCCUCACUCAGUCAUUAGAAAAGGAGGUCCAGGAAGUAAAAGCCACUUUACAAACCAUGCUCGCACAGCUCAAAGAGGAGGACGAAGAGGAAGAGGAAGCAAGUGAGUUACAAGAUGAUGACCUCAUGAAAAAUGAGACUGAGGAAGAAGAAGAAGAAGAAGAAGAGGAAGAGGAGGAAGAUGAGGACCAAUACUUCAGUGACAGCUGGGGUAUUUGAAAUGGAUGUUUGUAGUGCUUCAUGUCCACUCACACACAGACCGGCUCUCUGAGAGCCUGACCUCAGCUUUGCAGUAGGAAUGACCCCGUAUCCAUUCACUGUAAAGCUAUACUCAAAGGGCUUGACAACCAGCCUCUGUGGUACUGCUGAAGGUUUCCAAUACCGGAGCCUUAGAAAGUCUGUGUAUGAUUUCAUCCAACUUCAAAUGAAAAAAAAAAAACAUGAACGAUUUUGAUAUAAAUGCAAAAUAUAAGACACUUUAAUGCAAAUUGUAGAAGUUCCUCAAAUCUUGCCAGCCUAAGUUUAACCAGGUAAUGAGUGCCUUAGACCACUGAGCCGACAUUGAUUAUUUUUCCAAUCAAGAUGUUUUUGGAUGCAGGUUUUCAUGUCAUGUCUUAGCUGAGCUGAGCUGUAAGCACUAAACUGUAAAAAUACCACAAUUUUAGGUGAUUAUUUGGUUAAUGAAGAGGUUUCACUAGCCAAGUUUCAGAAGUUAGGAAUGUUCAGCCUUAACGCGAGACUGUGUAACUUUUGCUGAACAACACACCAAGAGUGAGUUGGUUGAUGACUAAAGUGUUAAAAUAACGGAACAGUGAUACAAGAAGAGAAGAGUCAUACAGUGAGUGAACUAACUCAGUUAUACACAGUAAUAUGUAUACAGUGUUUGCUAGUAUUAGUUAACAUUAGCCACCAUAAGUUACAGUAAAGCUGUGUCACCAAAAUCUGCGUCAGCUGUAUCGAAUUGAUGGUGAAGGGUGUUACAAUGUGAUAGAUCUUCUUUCAAAAUUUACAGUCUCGCUUUAUGAUUCAGUGACACGAAACAUAAAAACAUCCAGCCUGAAACCAAACCACAAAAAAGAAAAAUCACCAAUCGCUCACCACAACCACCUGUUUGAAUUAUCACCAGGACCAAGUGGACAAUCUAGACGUCUUUUACUGGUAACAGUCUUGCACAUAAACUAAAACGUAUGUUUCAUUUUUAAGUCAGAUGGCCACUUCUGUGUGUGUAUUUUUGUACGAUUGGACUUAUAUUAAAUGUAAUUCUGUCCAUGAAAUAACUCAUUUGUGGUGCUACAGAAUGUGAGCUAACUUGAACACUUUAUUUUCUGUGUGUGGAAUAUGCACUUGUAAAGUUUUUUGUUUUUUUCCCCUCCCUGUCUUAAAGCAGCAUAUGCUUGUAGAGAUGCUCUGUACUUUACAAUACAUGUGUCACAAUAGUAAAAUUGUGUCUUGUGCAUGUCAGGAAUAUUGAAGUAUAUAAUAUCCGUGGAAGUGUUUGCAACUGCUGUUUAAAAAUCUGCCACUGAU
Molecule: messenger RNA, 4547 nt
Organism: Larimichthys crocea (large yellow croaker)
Lineage: Eukaryota; Metazoa; Chordata; Actinopteri; Sciaenidae
Gene: disc1
Product: DISC1 scaffold protein
Exons: 14
Coding region: 645-3239 (864 amino acids)
Biological process (GO): neuron migration; cilium assembly
Cellular component (GO): intermediate filament cytoskeleton; microtubule; microtubule organizing center
Source: RefSeq, a predicted model, not a curated record